This is a messenger RNA of Aureobasidium uvarum, 225 nucleotides long. NCBI's taxonomy places the organism in Eukaryota, Fungi, Ascomycota, Dothideomycetes, Dothideales, Saccotheciaceae. The record is from the annotation of a GenBank genome assembly.
AUGGUCAAGACUUCCGUCCUCAACGAUGCCCUCAACGCCAUCAACAACGCCGAGAAGAGCGGCAAGCGCCAGGUCUUGAUCCGUCCUUCUUCCAAGGUCAUUGUCAAGUUCCUCUCUGUCAUGCAGAAGCACGGUAAGUCUUGUUCACUCGACAACAUCAUGCGCCAGUCCGGAGCAGCAAGAGGAGGAUUGUACAUAGAACAGCAACAACAACACCCGGGUUGA